Messenger RNA from Metarhizium brunneum ARSEF 3297, 426 nucleotides. RefSeq lists its product as uncharacterized. NCBI's taxonomy places the organism in Eukaryota, Fungi, Ascomycota, Sordariomycetes, Hypocreales, Clavicipitaceae. The record is from RefSeq and is a predicted model, not a curated record.
AUGCGUGCCUCAAUUGCUUUCGCCACCGGUCUGCUGGCCCUCGCCAACGCCCGCAUCACAGGCAUAUCCGUCCCCGAGACCAUCCGGCCGGGCGACACCGUCAACGCCACCAUCAUCAGCGAGAACUACAUCCAGGCCGUGUACGACGUAGCCAUUGUGUUCGGCUACGCCCCGGGCCACGGAACGCCCGAGAGCCUCGGACUCGUCGCCGGAUCAAUCUACCUCGGUCCCGGCCAGUCGAACCAGCUACACAGCUUCACCCAGCAGGUUGCCAUUCCGGAAAGCGCCCCCAGAGGCAGGGGCCUCAUCACCGCCAGCUUGAUGAGCCUGUACGGCGCGCUGCACAUGCCCACGCUGAGCAACUUCAACGUCACCGUUACCUUUGGCGAGGAGACGUCCACCAAGUAUAUUUCCAGCCAGUCCUAG